CCCAUGUCUCUUUUUGUUUCUACCAAAAAAAAAAGGGAAGGAAGAAGAAGAGAAUAAGGCUGGCAGUGGUCUUCUGAGUGACCACUACUAAAAUCAGUGUGUUCAUUAUCCUCUGACAAGUAAGCCCUAAAUCCCCAUGCAAAGGUAUGAUGAUACUAAUUUUUGUAUGUUCGUCUUGCAUCAGCUGAUUUCAGGAUAAACAUGCACACUUUGUCAUCAAUGCUUUAACUUGUGUUUUUCCUUUACUCGAUGACCUCCUAGCAUGUCUACAAUAUAUAUUAAAUGGCUAUCAGGAAUUCAAACUCAAUCCUAACGCAAAGGGGGUCACCCCAUCACAAACAACUGUUAGGCUUCGUUUACCAGUAUCAGAUGGUUCCUUUUAUUAUCCACCCAAUGUGUCUCCUGUAACGCAUAUCCAUGGCAUGCCUGUUGGUUUUGGGAUUGGACCGUCAUUUGCUGCACACCAGCCUGUUAUAUUUAAUCUGACAGUGGCACCAAUACAGCCACCACACGCAAGCUUUCAUCCAAAUGGACCUCAGUAUGGGCAGCAGCAAAUGUUUCUUGGGCAGUCUAGCCAAGCUACCAACCUGAAAUGCCGAAGGACGGGAUUAUUAGCCAGUUAGAUUGCUGACUUCAUUCGGUUGUGAUCCAUUCUGCUCAUAAAGAAUAAACAUCUGAGAGAGUGCUUGGAUCAAUUUUCUCGAAACAAAGCCAGGCAGCCCAUUAAAGAUCUUAUAGUUACUCAACCCCAUAUGUUCUGAGUGAUUGUUUUACACAUCCUCAGAGAUAAUUUCAUUACCUCGUAUGCUUCAUUCAUACCCAUGACACCAUAUGCCUUUAGAUUUGUAGAAUCUCUUGACUAACUUGUACUAUCUGAUUUGUUGUCUAAUAGUAACAGUGUUUAGGAUCAAUUUGAAGCGUGCUCCAUAAAUUGUUUGUGUCCUUGGGUGUUGCUUUCUUUGCAUUUCUUAUAUAGGAUACAAGUAAGCGUGAUAAUUACUUCAGGAGUCUUUUAUCUUCUCAAUUUUUUUGAUAAUAGAGUCGCAUUUUAGAA
This is a messenger RNA of Rubroshorea leprosula, 1054 nucleotides long. Lineage: Eukaryota; Viridiplantae; Streptophyta; Magnoliopsida; Malvales; Dipterocarpaceae. The record is from the annotation of a GenBank genome assembly.